Messenger RNA from Schizosaccharomyces octosporus yFS286, 2743 nucleotides. RefSeq names its product hira protein Slm9. Lineage: Eukaryota; Fungi; Ascomycota; Schizosaccharomycetes; Schizosaccharomycetales; Schizosaccharomycetaceae. Gene Ontology annotation, biological process: DNA-templated transcription; regulation of DNA-templated transcription; chromatin remodeling. The transcript has a single exon. The record is from RefSeq and is a predicted model, not a curated record. Bases 328 to 2739 code for a protein of 803 amino acids. Gene Ontology annotation, cellular component: HIR complex; nucleus. Gene Ontology annotation, molecular function: protein binding; nucleosome binding.
AGUAAAAGUAACUUCUUCCUUUAUACGAUACCCGAGCAAAAAUAAUGAUAUCCGACGGUAUAUAGAGUAUUCGUCGUUACGGAUCUGGUCUACCAUCUGAUAUCGAAAUCGGCAUUCCUCUAACGAGCCAUUUCCUGAAUAAACUAUAUUUCUUCCAAAUCCCUUACAACAUAGUGGACAGUGUUUCUUACACUCACAAGUAUUAUAACGAACACUCAACAAACGAAAGCAAAGCCGUAAAUUGGUCGGCUGAGACGCAUCGGGUUCGAAGGCUCCUAUACAUGCCAGCCAAAUAAAUUUCAAGACACCGCCGAUGGAAAGCUCAAGAUGCGACUUUAUGCUACUAAAAUAACAGAAAACCAGCCUUUGUAUUCUAUUACGUCUACAGAAAAACAUAUAGCAAUUGCAGGAGUAAAUAUUGUUCACAUCUUACCAACAAGUUUUUUUCCUGAGGUUUUUUCCAACGAAAGCGUAACUGCUUUAACGGAGGAAUGCUUUUCCGCUAAACUACAAUUCUCAGCUCCUGUCACAUGCGUUCGGUUUUCAAAGGAUGGUCGACUCCUUGGAAUUGCUACGGAAGACGGAACGUUCCUUUAUGAAGAGGAGAUUUGGGACUUGCCUUUGCAAACGAUCCCAGGGCCUGCCUACGAACUUUGCUGGAGUCAACAAGCUAACCUUCUGGCGACGGCCUGGAAGAGCAUUUCUAUUUAUUUGCGGAAAGAAAAAGAAAACUCAAAUACGUCCGAGAAUGGUCAAACUACAGAAAGGCUGAAAACUCAGACGAAGAAAACUCAAGGAACUCUGUCUCCUAAGACCGAGCACACCAGUAAUAGUAAAGUGAUUGAAUACAGUCUUUUAAAAGUAAUAGAUGGACAUCAUUCUUUUAUUUGUGGGCUUGCCUUUGACCCCCUAAGCCAAUAUCUGGCAUCACAUAGUUUAGAUCGCUCUUUAAAGAUUUGGCGACUAGCAACAUUUGCCUUGGAGAAAAAUAUAUCCAAGCCUUUUGAACAUAUGCCCAUCAACAGUCGCUAUCUUCGUUUAAGUUGGUCUCCGGAUGGUGCUCAUAUUGCCGCUGUUAAUGCUAUAAAUGAAGGAAUAAACGUAAUUGCUAUUGUUCAAAGAGACUCGUGGACAUUCGACAUUAGUUUAGUGGGUCAUCAAGAAUCCUUGGAGUGCACAUCGUUCAAUCCCUAUUUGUUCACUCAACCAUUUCAAAAGUCCGUCAUUGCCAGUGCUGCCCACGACGGAUGUAUUUGCAUCUGGAAUACUGCAUGUGCACGCCCGGUACUCGUCAUUAAGAACAUUACAUUUGCUGCCUUUUGUGACAUACAGUGGUCGAAUAGCGGGUUUGAGCUCUACGGAGUAUCUUUGGAUGGUCACAUUUGUUUACUGAGGUUUGAAGAGUCUGAAUUUGGUCCAAAGAUGAAUCAGCUAGAAUACCCAGAAGACCUAUCAAACUGUAACUUUUUGAAAAAGCCAUAUGGUCCCAGAAGCACACUGGAACCCACCGUUAUAGUUGCUGCACCCUCCCCAAAUACAACCAAUGAUAUCCCGAAAGUCCGUUCUCCUCCUCCUUCACCUCCUUCGGUAAAGAAAAGAAAAGUACUAAAGAAAAAAGUUACUGUACGUCCGGUAUCAAUUCAUCCUGCAACGUUGUUUUCCCAAAUUCGUUUCGGGUGCCCUUUGGUAAAACCAAGGUGGGAAAUUACUAAAUCUUUCGGGACUAUCAAGAUUAAAAAUUAUUUAGAAUGUACAAAGAUAGAAUGCUAUAUGGGGGAUGAGAGGCAAAGCACUCCUGACUGGGUAUCGUAUCUCUCUUCUUCAGUAAUCCUUGCGAAUGGCACGAAGAAGUUUUGGGCUGCAGGAACAGAAGAUGCCUCUAUUUAUGUUUUUAGUCUUCACGGAAGACUUCUGUCUCCUCCUAUCGUUAUAGGUUCAACGCCAUGCUUUUUGGAAUGUUGUGAGACAUACUUAUGCUGCGUGGCCUCGAAUGGUUUACUUUACACAUGGGAUGUAAUUUCUUCUAAAGCUGUUCAUAAUCCUGUUAGUAUGCUCCCUCUACUUCACGCGAAUUUUACAAAUUCAAAGGUCGCAAAAGGUCCUUCAUUAGAGCAAUUGUUUGUUACCGAUGAGGGUAACCCAAUUGCUGUUAUGAGUGAUGGAAACGCUUUUGCAUACAGUCCAAUUACGAGCUCCUGGCUACGGGUUAGCGAAGGAUGGUGGAUGAUAGGUAGUCAGUACUGGGGUUCACUUGUCACAGACUCUCGAGAAGAAAGCGCAUUGAGUUUCUUGGAGCGAUGUACGGAUGAAGAAAUUAUUAAAGCUGGAAGAGGAAGAUUCUUGCAAAGAAUUGUAAAAGCCUCUAUGCUCCGCCAAGGUUAUGAUAAUUACGAAAUGGUUGUGAGUAUACGACAUCUUGAAAAUCGUCUUAUGAGCUCUGAAAAGCUGAAUUUACAAUUUGACUUUCAUGAAAAUCUUUUGUUAUUUGCGAAUCGUAUUGCCGAGGAAGGAAUGAAGGAUAAAAUGGAUGAGUUAUGCCGUGAAUUGCUUGGUCCCUUGCGAGUCCCUUUAAGUUGCACGACUCCUGUAAAAAUUGGUGAUCGUAUCUGGAAUCCUUUCGUUUCUUCUUUAAACAAGCGGUCACUACUUAAGGAAAUUAUUUUACAUACGGCAAAACAUAGAGAAAUCCAAAGGAUUACAUCUCAAUACUCUUACCUACUAGAGCAUAUCCCUGCUUAGAUGC